AUGUCAGCAUACGAGCAAGAAGACCCGAAUGACAACCGUCCGUUUGAUCAAGUCAUUUGCAAAGAUAUAAUCCCUCAAAUAUCGCCGGAAGUCUUACAACAGUGGUCGGUGAUGAGCCCAGAGAUGAUGAAGAAGAAGGAGAGAAAUGCCAAAGCUAAAGCAUGCCGGCAAGAAAAGGCAGCCGAAAAGGUGGCACAGAAAGCUGCCAGCACAAGUGCCAAUGUACUGCGCGAGUCCGACAACUUGGACUCUGAACACGAUGAUCCAAAGACUGCACGCCCCCGGAAGAAAUCUCGAACAGAAGCUCCCACCCCUGACUCUGACGCAUCAGACAUUUCUGCCUACGUUCUGGUAACUAUUCUGCUCUCCUUGACUCUGAAGGUCCCUGCUCGUGGGAAGGUAGCCAAUGCACUGCCAAAGGUUAUCCUACACGGGCCGUUCUUCUUUGGAGUCAAUACAGCAUACAACGAGUUUCUCCAGGCAAUCGCAACAGCUGUUGGAUCCAUGGUGAUGUCGAUUGGUGAGAGGAUCAAGGACCGUGUGAUUGAGGUUUGGAUGCCACCGCCGACGAAAUCACUGGAUGCUGUGCCUGUGGGCUGGUAUACAGGGACGGAGAAUCAAGUUCCUGAGGUGGACUAUGAUGAGAUAUUGAACCCGCCGCAGACAAUGUCGAUUCGGGAGCAAAUGGCUGGCCUUGAUGUUGUUGAACUAGGCGCUGACUUAGCUGCCAGGUUCUACAACGUACCAGAACGUACCGGAACCCUCUGGAACAUUCUGGUAUAUUCCAUUAUUGUACAAGGCAUAAAGCUCAUGUGGGUCAGUGACAUCAUAGGUGGAGCUCAGUAG
Messenger RNA from Gloeophyllum trabeum ATCC 11539, 846 nucleotides. RefSeq lists its product as uncharacterized. The transcript has 5 exons. The record is from RefSeq and is a predicted model, not a curated record. NCBI's taxonomy places the organism in Eukaryota, Fungi, Basidiomycota, Agaricomycetes, Gloeophyllales, Gloeophyllaceae. Bases 1 to 846 code for a protein of 281 amino acids.